UAGUUCCAUUGUUAUUGCUGUAUCCGGUUCCGGUGAUCGUAACGCAAACACGUACACGAAAGCCCUCCGCAAAUAUUAAACAAAUACUAGUGUAAUAAGUGCCAAAUAAAAGUGUCACAACGCAAAAUCCAACAGACCAGAGAAUAGAAAACGAAAUAAAUGUGUGAAUAAAGCGCGAAACAAUAUCCUUGGACUAAAAAGUGCAUUAUAAAAUUCAACAAGAUAACCUAAAAGUGAAAGUCAUAAUUAUUAGUCAUUAAGCAGUGCCACCAACAUAACCAACAAAUCCGUCAGUUAGUAACAACGUCACAUUGACACUGACACUGACGUGUGGCGUGUGAGUGUGGCAAGCCACAAUAAUCCGAACUACUACUUCUACCAGUGUUGUCAGUAAACAAAUCGAAAAAUGGAUAAAAGUAUGGAAUUAUUGUUGUCAAAACUGGAUGAGAAAUUGAACCAACAAACCAAAAUCAUAACAGUGUCAGUGACGCAGAAUGUUAUGGAAGCACUAGAUGAGAGAUUAAAAAUUAUAACGGAGGAAAAUACAAUGCUUAAAGAAAAAAUAACAAUAUUAGAGCAGAAACUUAAGGGGAUGGAAAGGGAAAAAAGAAAAUACAACUUAGUAUUUUUUGGCAUUACAGAAAUCGAAAAAUCAGAAGCGGAACUUGUAGACCAUGUCAAAGAUAUAAUUCAAGAAUCAGGCACCCAUCUAAAUAGCCAGGAAAUUAGCAAUAUUUAUAGAAUUGGUAAGGAUAAAAAUGUCAAGAACCGCCCUAUCGUACUUUCCAUCACAUCUCUAUGGAAAAAACACUUGAUUUUGAAAAACAAGUCAAAGCUGCCACCAGGUGUAUAUGUAAAAGAAGACUACUCAAAGGAAAUAUUGGAAAAGCGGAAGCAACUACAGGUACAAGUGGAAGAGGAAAGAAAGAAAGGAAAUAUAGCCUUUUUAAGACAUGACAAAAUAAUAAUAAAAGGAUCAAUGGCAGUAAACAGAGACAAAAGGAAAAGAGAAGAACACGACUCACCUAAUUCAACAUCUCAGAAGAAAAUAGACUUAAAAAGCAACCUGUCAAGCAAACCAGCUAGUACACCUGCUAAGGGAAAAGAAAUCCUAAAACCCAACAUACUUAACUACGUGGAACGAAACCGAUCUGCCUCACUGACAGAGAUCCCAAAAAACCAAUAAUGACCACCGGCACCCGGAACCAAGCUAAAAUAACAAAUACCAAAACUACAUAUACACAAACUGAAAAAUACACCCCAAGCCGGUUGGUCACCGUGGGGAAAGAAGACCACUACCCUCCAGCAAAUAAAGUAAAUAAAGUAUCCAAAGAAAAACCAAAUAAUAUCUAUAUAGCCACCCUAAACGCACUUUCAUUAAGGACAGCAGAAAAACUCUCCGAACUAGAAAUAGCUUUGAGUGAAAUCAAAUGGGAUAUUCUUGGUAUUAGCGAAGUGAGACGAAUAGGAAAUCAUAUUGAAGAACAUAACGACUACAUCCUGUACUACAUCGGGGAAACAAAGGGCCAAUAUGGAGUUGGAUUUAUGGUGAAAAAACAUCUAAAGAAACAAAUCUCAGAAUUUAGAGGCAUAUCUGAAAGAAUAGCAGUACUAAACAUACAAUUACAAGGCUACAGAAACCAGUGGACUAUAGUCCAAAUAUAUGCGCCAACAGAAGCAGCAGACGAAACAGUAAAAGAUGAAUUCUACUACCAACUUUCAACUACACUAGAGACUGCCCAUAAGAAUAUUAUUGUCAUGGGAGACUUCAAUGGUAAAAUAGGCAAACGGCAACAUGGUGAAGACUCAGUAGUGGGAAACUACGGCAUAGGUAAAAGAAGCAAGAACGGGAAAAGACUCGUGAAUAUGGCCCUGGAAAAUAAUUUAACCAUACUAAAUAGCGUUUACAAGAAAAGACAUGCCAGGAAGUGGACCUGGAUGUCGCCCGAUGGGACCUACCGUAACGAAAUAGACUUCAUAACCAGUAAUCGACCCGAUUCCUUUAAAGACACUAGCGUAAUAAAUAACUUUAACUUCAAUAGUAACCAUCGCAUGGUCAGAGCUAUAUUAUCUGACAAACAACAAAAGAAACAAAGGAAACACUUCCAUCAUAGGAAAAAUGAGUGGACAGCCGAUAUAACGCCUCAAAACAUCACGACACCCAAAGGAAAAGAUAAAACACAAGAAAUUUACAACAGAGAAAUAAACAAUAUGUACUACAGAAAAACAACCAAGACAAAGAUAAACGAAUGUACACUAAGCUCUAAAACCAAGGAUCUCAUUCAAAAAAGAAAAGAACUACUUAUAAACAGGAAAAGUAAAGCAACAUUAACGGAAAUUACUGAACUGAGCAAAGAAAUAGGUCGCAAUUUAAAACAAGACAAGUUGAAUAAAAGAAUCAAAUGCAUCCAAAAUCACAUAACCAAAACUGGGGGUAUUAAUAAAGCACUCAAAGAAUUAAGAGAAGUGACGUCAUGGGUCCCAAAACUAAAAAACAAAAACAACAAGGAAGAAACAAGAAGACAGCCAAUUUUAAAGAUAGCGACAGACUAUUACCGAGAACUAUACUCCACCAGAAACACCUUAAAAUUCAACGUAAACCUCGUUGAUGAAACGGAAGACAUCCCUCCGAUUCUCGAAAGAGAAGUCCAACAUGCGAUUGAAACUCAGAAAAAUGAUAAAGCACCCGGACCUGAUCAUAUAACUAAUGAGAUGAUGAAAGCAACAUUGUCAGAAACAACACCAAAACUAACCAACUUGUUUAAUCUUAUCCUAAAUACGGAAUAUAUACCUUCGCAAUGGACAUUAAGCUCUAUAAUACUCAUCUACAAGAAAGGAGACAGAUUGGACAUGGGAAAUUAUCGGCCAAUAAGUCUCAUGUCAAACUUAUACAAGGUGUUCUCGAAAAUAAUACUAAAACGCAUCACUACGAAACUAGAUGAACAACAGCCAAGAGAACAAGCUGGAUUUCGAUCGGGGUUUGCAACUAUAGACCAUAUACAUGUUGUAAAUCAGCUUAUUGAAAAAUGUCAGGAAUAUAAUUAUCCGGUAUACAUGGCGUUUGUGGACUAUAUGAAAGCAUUCGACUGCCUAGAACAUCAUUUCAUUUGGGAAGCCCUGAAAAACCAAGGAAUAGAAAGCAAAUAUAUAAGGUUAAUAAAAAAUGUAUAUGCAAACAGCAAAGCACGAAUAAAAUUGGAAACAGAAGGAGAAAUAUUCUCCAUACACAGAGGAGUGAGGCAGGGAGAUCCACUCUCUCCAAAACUUUUCUCCGCCGUGUUGGAAGAAGUCAUCAGGAAGAUGGAAUGGGAUAACUUAGGGAUUAACAUAAAUGGAACACGUUUGAAUCAUUUGAGAUUCGCGGACGAUAUUAUACUUAUAUCAGAUAAUGCAGAGUGCCUUAACAACAUGCUCCAAGAUUUGGCAAAUGAGAGCAAAAAGGUGGGCCUAAUAAUGAACAAAACAAAAACUAAAAUAAUAACAAAUAGAUCACAAAGAAGUAUCUUUAUAGAUCAGGAAGAAAUAGAAUAUGUAAAUUCCUAUAUAUAUCUCGGCCAACUUAUUGCUUUCAACAACCAUAUGGAUGCAGAAAUAGAAAGGCGGGUAGCCAAUGCCUGGAAACGGUUCUGGUCUCUCAAGGAAGUGCUAAAAAGUAAACAAUAUACUACUGCAAUGAAAAGGAAAGUAUACAACACAUGCAUAUUACCCAUCCUCACUUAUGGUUGCCAGACCUGGGCCAACACACAGAAACAAAACCAAAAACUGACCACGUGCCAGAGAGCUAUGGAGAGGAGUAUGCUGGGCUACACCAUAAAGGACAGAAAGAGAGCUAUAGAUCUAAGACAAAUCACGAGACUAGAAGAUGUUGUAGUCAAAACUAAAAAACUUAAGUGGAGAUGGGCAGGCCACAUGAUGAGAGAGAGUAGGAAUAAAUGGACAAAAGAUAUUACCGAAUGGAAUCCUAGAUUUCAAACAAAAAGGAAACGAGGAAGGCAAAGAAAACGUUGGUCUGAUGACAUAAGAAAGAAUGCAGAAACUAAGGAAAAAGUAAUGCCAAGAGAAAACUCAACAUCAGAUUCAGAAGAAAAUUCAGCAAUCAAGGACUCUGAUCAGCAGAGUGUUGGAGAUACAGACAACCAGCCCACCACAAUUGACGCUGAAGAUCAUGUAUCUUCCCUAGACAGCAGUAUACAGAACUUAUCGGAAAUGACGCAACCACUGACGGCUAAGCCCAAUGAACGGGACCCAAGUCUUCCUGUAGAUAACAAGAACUACUCGGAUUCUAGCGAUGAUACACAUAAGAAUUUAGUACUAGGCAAUGAAUCGGCUGAAGUAAGAAGAGAUUACCUAAAUGAUAGUAUGAUGGAGGUAGAAUCGGGAGUUGAGGCUUUAGAAGAUACCAUUGACGGUUAUGGGGAAAUCCACAAUGUCGAUCCUCUAGUAUCCAGUGGAAAGCCUAUGGACACAGACCCAUUACCUCCACCCCUAAGCUCUGCAAAUUUCGGAUCACCCCCAAGCAAGAACAAUAUACAAAGCCCGCAAUUGUCGACAAAACCUAGCUACUUCUUCAACUUCUCAAUGUACUUCCUAACAUUCCUCAUUUUCAUAAGCUACGUACUGUGUCCAAAUUCGAAUGUCUGGAAUGGUUUUGUCCUCGGUCUGUGGUUCUUUUGUUUUACGAGCAAUUUGAAGAGCUGGCUGUUGGACACUUACUUUAGCGAGUUGGAUCCAAAAAGUUCCAACCUUCUUCAAUUGAAGCGAAGCAGUGCUAUGCCAGCCACUUACACUAUACCUUCAGUGAAAGAACAUAGGCCUAUAAAAAAAUAUGAGGGCUGGAUAAACCACUACAGGUUUCCGGAUUACGAUCCAAGCUCAUAUCACAUCAACAAGACAACGACGGCAUUUAUGAAGCUCGAAGGUUGCAACCUCAGGAUAUCGUAUACUUCGACUAAAAUACCAAAGAGGGAGCUGUGGGAUGAGAAACUGGACAAGGUAGCGUUCUACCAACAUAGGCUGUACAAUUUGACUGGUGCCAGAGUUAUACUGCUGCCAAAAGGACUGGUUAAACGGAGACAAUGGAGCAAAAAAUACCCAAUAUGCAUAAUACUAAACGAGAAAGAAAAGAUUCAAGUAUUGGAGAAGGAAACUUCUGUGUCCGACAAGAAGGCAGCAGAGGUACCUUCUGAAAAGAAGAAGGAACAACAUCAACACGAGGAGACUGAGACGAAUACGAGUCCAGAGAAGAGAAGAAAGUUUGUGUGGAGGAGACGAGAAAAGAGCAGUUCACAUUCCGACGGCGAGACAGGGAAGGAAGGCCUAAGACAUAGACUUGUUAGAAAAAUGCACAGGGACAAGAAAACAGACAGCGUUUCCACGGCAACGGAACCAGUGGAGACUCAAAGCCAGAGUCACGUGAGAACAGAAAGGGCGCUCAUGUCCGAAGAUUCCUUCCACGACCAUGAGAUAGAACUCACCUCCAAGUCAGUCACCAGCACCAAGGAUGAAAAUGACGAAGAACUUGACGAUACAGAACUGUCGAAGAUUAAAGACUUUUUGGAGGAGACGGAAAUGGAGAUAGCAGCGGACGGUACGGGCGAAGGGGAGUGGAGCGUGCACGUAAAGAAUUCCAGAGACAAGCAUUCUCAUCUAUACCUUUUCACGCGCACGGGAAGAGAUAAACAUGAAUGGUACCGUCGCCUAGUGAUAGCAAUAAACGAGGGUAACGCAGCUUCAGCAGAGAACUCGUGCGCAGAAGAUAAGACGGCCAGCGACGAGAGCAAGGAAAGCAAGGACAAUAUAGAGCUGGCUGUCUAUAAGCUCACUGAGAAAGAAACCGUCGCGUUUGCUAAGUCUUCUAGUAAAACAAUAGAUUCGCUAACCGACGGCGGCGGUGUGACGAUCACGUCAAUAUCGCAGCCGAUGCCAUCAGACACGGACUACGAGAAGACUUUCUGGCCCUACCUCCUCAAAAUCAUACAGCAAAACAAAAACUCGACAUCAGAAUGUUCGUGCAGAAUGCUACCGGCAGAAGUGACGUGGGUGAACACAGUGCUAGCGCGGAUCAUGUACGACCUGAUGCGGGACCCCGUCAUGAUCAGCCGCCUGCAGAACAGGAUACAGAGGAAACUGCACACCCUCAAGCUCCCAUCGUUCAUGUCUCCGCUGCUGGUGACGUCGCUGUCGCUGGCGGGCGCGUGUCCGCUGGUGGAGCGAGUGCUGGCGCCCGCGCUCGACGCCCGCGGCGUGUGGCUCGACGCCGACCUGCGCUACGACGGCGGCGCCUACAUCGCCAUCCUCACGCAGAUCAACCUGCUCAAGCUGAAGGAGAAGAAUAUGACACUAGAAGAUCAAUUACUGGCGGCCAGUGAGGGACUGGACUGCGAUAUACAGACUUCUUCGUCAGCAGCCGCGUACUCGGACCAGUCGUUACGGAUGAGAAAACCAGCAAUAUACGACUCUGACGUAGAGGACUCGGCGGAGUCGAGCAGCGAUGACGAGAGCCCGCCCGUACAACCGGUCGACAGCAAUGAAACUUUAGCACCUUCUGAAACUGCGUCAUUAAGUAACGCAGAAGGAACGUCUUCUAAGAAAAAGUUCUUACGUAUGGUCGACAAGAUCGCCACAAAUAAAUAUUUCCAACAAGUAACAGACUACAAAUACGUAAAACGCGCCAUGGAAGGAUUAUCGAACACGGAUAUAAAGCUGCACCUAGAAGUGCACGCGUUGGAAGGACGUUUAGCUGUCAACUUGCCGCCGCCGCCGCAUGACAGAGUCUGGAUAGGGUUCCGCACGAACCCGCAGCUGAUACUAAAAGCGCGGCCGGCAGUCGGCGCUCGCACUCUUCGCUUCGCGCACAUCACCAACUGGAUCGAGCAGAAGCUCAGCAAGGAAUUCGAGAAGGUUCUAGUUCUGCCUAACAUGGAGGACAUCAUCGUUGACGUCAUGACACCCACGCCCGUACAGUUCGAGUAAAAACAACCCUUAUGGCUAAGGAAUAAAGUAGGUUUUUGUAGCAAGGAGUUCGAGGAGGUUCUAGUUCUUUUUGACGUCAUGCCGAAUGAAAUAACCCUUAUGUCAAAGGAAUAAAGUGGGCUUUUGUCAAGCAAUGUUCGAUUUAGAACGCAUUUUGAAUUUCGUUACUGGCUGGUAAGUGUGAUUUAAAAUUACAUUUACUUUGAAUUAGAACUUUUAGGGCCAGUUUGACCGGUCUCAGAUAGCCUAUCAGGAACUUAUCUGACAGAUAAACAUAUGAGUUUUCGUUCAUUGGUCUCACAGAUAGCAUUAACUAUUAGAUAACUACCUGACCCUAUCUGUAACCAGUUAAACCGGGCCUAAAUAUUUUUAAUUAUUUGAUUGCGAGAAGUAAUGUAAUGGCAAUUUGAUAGUAUUUUGUAUGUUUUGAAGUUUUGACGCUUUGUGGUACUGUAUUAAUAUAUUAAGAUUACUCAGGGUAUAGGCACAUGUAACAUGCCAACUGUUAUGUCGCCCAAAACGGUUCUUAUGCUUAUUAUUUAUUUAAAGAGAAACUUAUUUUAACAAUAUUGUUAUAAAGUGUACUAAUACAUUAUUGUGUUGAAUUGCUAAUUAAUAUAAUUAUAGAACACUAGUUGUCAAUAUCAUUCCAUAAAUACAUUUCAAUUACAUAUUCAACAGUUAUCAGAUGACUAACGAAGUAUAUUCAAUGCCAAACUUGUGAUUGCUUCAUCUACUUAUUCCGUGAUACAAAAAGUCAACUAACAUUAUUUAAUUGCUCUAAAUCUCUAAUUUUCAUUUAUAAAUAUUCAGUAACAACUUUGAACUCAUAAUUUAAAUUAAUAAAAAUAAAUGAGACGUUAAUGUUCCUGCUUAAUUUAAACAGCAUUAAAAUAUAAUUUCUUGACUUAAAAACAACAUGAAAGUAAAGUUAUUCUGUAUGCAACUGUACUUGAUACCGAUUGCUGCGUUAAAAUUUUACAAAAAAUAAAAUGAUAAAAAACAACGUAUGUAUUAUGCGAUUAUAAUGAAAAUUCUAAAUCUUGCCAUAAGAACACGAUAGGAACUUGAUAAUAUUCCCUUCACUAAAAAAAUGCCGAGCACUUGAAAAUAAACAACUUAAAAUGAGCUAAAAAUACAUACGUAAUAUUAAAAACAAAUAGCAAUUACGUCUGUGCAAUGAUUAGGAAUAAAUAAAAUAUAUAAUAAAAUUAAAUUAGUAUAAUUAAAAAUAACACUACGAUUUGUUUAGAGUAAGUUGUAAACGUAAAAACAUUAAUAUAGUAUUUACUAAAAAUAGAUUUAUUGCGUAAAAUAUUUUUCUUUUGAGAUGUUGUGAAAAUUUUCCCAUUUGUACUAUAUACACGUUAAACGUUUAAAAUUAUUAAAUAAAUUUAAAUUGCCUAAAGUUGUGGUAGUUUGAUGUGCAACGUUCGCUCUUCAUUUCGCUAGUAGAAAGCAUACGGUUCUUAAACUAAAAAAAUAACUUCAUAAAAACAAGUUAUUUUUUUGAAAAUUACUCAUUCCUUCGCUAAUGGUACUAUAGUUCGUGAUUUUCGCUAUCAAAUUAUUUACAUAUUCAAUUUUUAACGUUGUUUUUAUUGGCACGACUACUGUUAACUCUACCAUAGAGAUAGAGCUGUAUUGGUUUCUGAAAUUGAUAUGUUAAUUUAUUUUAUAUUUUCGCCACGUUUUGUUUAAAUUAAACAUUUAUUAACUGUGAUGCUGAGGCCGACUUAAAUUAGAAGUUGUUUGGCACGUUUAGAGUAAACGACAACCUUGGUAUUGGUAAUAUAAAUAAACGAAAUAAGUAUUGAUGAGAAAAGCAAACGCUAAGUAACUUCUUUUUAUUUUUGCCUUUGUUCUACCGUAGCUUGUCUUUCUUCAUUUGUUUCCACAAUCAUACCGCUAAAACUAUUUUAUUUCAAUGUUCAUAAUAUAUUCUGAUGUCUUGAGGAAGAAUUAACUUUUUAAAAUCAUCCUUCACCACUCGAACGAGCUUCCUCGCGUUACAAACAAAUGUUUUCGACAAUAAUUCCGUCUUAACCUGUUAUUAGUAAUUCCAAUAUCAAAUUUUAUAAAUAACAAGACUUAGAGAAAAAAAUAUAAAAUACUAUUAUAUCUAUUAAAAAAAUAAAAUUAAUAUUUUGAAGAAUAUUGACCUGAAUGGUUUGAGUAGAUGUUACUAAUAUUUUUCUAGUAGUCGGCAUACUUCCUAAUCGUUUUUCUAUCGGCUUUUUCGUCUCUCAAUCUAAAUUUUGGCACUAUUAUUUCAUCAUUGUUUUCUAAAUUGUAUCGCACAACUAAAUUACGCAUUGGCUUGCACGACGCAUAACCUUCAUUUCUUUCUGAGUGUGUAAGUGGAUAUUAUUGCAUUUUCAAUUGUUUUUUUUUUAUUACUGUAGGUUGACAACUUUUGAGCGAUGUUUUCACAGCCACUUGGAAGUGAAAAUAACGCUAUGUUAAGUAGGCACCAGCGAUGAGGAUUUAUGUCCAUUGGAAAUAUGACAAGAAAAAACUCUAAAGUAUCAAGACUACGUUAAAUCUUUUCCUGUAUAUUUUCUCCUAGUAUUUUAAUGGACAUAGAUCCGAAAUGUUUGAUUACUCGUGUGUAGAUAAAUGUGGUUUUAUUAUUGAGGAGUGCGAAUAUAAAUUGGAGAUGGUUCCGAACUAUGAAGGCUGAUAGUACUUUGCUCAUUUUGUGGCGAAAGGUGACGGAGCGUGUGUGCUAACUUGUACGAAUUUAAAUACGUGAGGGUAUGAUUGUUAUGGGUUCCAUUACAGAAUGAGUGAGAGAUUAAAACUAAAAUACUAAUGGCAGAGAAAGGAUGACAAUCUUUCUAAUUGUUCUGUAAUUGCUCAUAACAUGUAUUACCUACAGCUUAGCAUUAAUUCACUUUUGUAUUGCUACUAUUAAUAUAUUCACAUUAAAUGCCAAAUAGCCGAUGUAAUAUAGAUACUUGUUUUCUACAACUUAUUUUGCAUAAUGUAUUUCGUAAAAAAUCUUAUGAAUGUUUGGAUCAAUAUUGUUGCCUACAACCACUGUUGGACUGUUUUAGUGGUAUAAAUUCUAAACUUGUACAAUAUUGAUGUUCUAUCACAUAGUUAUCUCGUUGUUAUAAGUUACACAACUUGUUGAUACUCAAUCUCUCUGACGUAUGUAGUACACUGAAGACGUAUAUUUUGUAAAGACAUUGAAUACAUAUCAGUUAACACGUUUCAAACUAUGUACCUGUAUUUUGUCUCAGUUUAUAGAUACACGUAAUAGAAUUCUGUAGUUACCGCAUACGGAUAAUAAGAUUUCUCUAACUCUAUUCAAAAAUUUACUUUUGGUCGAACAGACUUUUGAGGUGGUGGCAACAAGUCCGGUUUCGGGAUAUUCAUGUUUAAAACGGCUUAACCUAAUGUGUUCAUAAACUUCUAAAUACAAUGAAGUCUUAUGAAAGGUAAACAGUUCGACUUUCUGACUGUAAAAUAGUAUUUAUUAUUUAUAGUUAAUUUGUUAAAUACUGUCGAUCCGAUCCAUAUUUUAUUUCUAUUUAUUUCAAUAUGUAUAUUUGUUUCGUUAUUUAGUGAACAUUUUUUAUUUAAAACUCGAAUGUAAAGGAAUAUAUUUUGUUUUGUUUUAUUUAAAACUUCGAUCACUUAGUGGUUGGUAUUUCAAAAAGUGUACCAAAUACGAAUGAAUGUCUAUGUAUAUAGUCUAUCAAAUUAUAAAGUGUUUAUGUGAUAUUAUAUAUAGUUAAGAGUUAAACCGUGCCGAGUAGUUUUUCUAUGUGGUAUCAGUUGUGAUUUUUUCAAUAAACGAAUUGCUAUA
Helicoverpa zea (corn earworm) is the source of this 10789-nucleotide messenger RNA. RefSeq names its product testis-expressed protein 2. The record is from RefSeq and is a predicted model, not a curated record. Bases 1186 to 6972 code for a protein of 1928 amino acids. Gene Ontology annotation, molecular function: catalytic activity; lipid binding. The transcript is spliced from 20 exons. Gene Ontology annotation, cellular component: endoplasmic reticulum. NCBI's taxonomy places the organism in Eukaryota, Metazoa, Arthropoda, Insecta, Lepidoptera, Noctuidae.